Messenger RNA from Linepithema humile (Argentine ant), 1709 nucleotides. It is a transcript of the gene Rpb12, whose product is annotated as DNA-directed RNA polymerases I, II, and III subunit Rpb12. The record is from RefSeq and is a predicted model, not a curated record. Gene Ontology annotation, molecular function: zinc ion binding; DNA binding. Gene Ontology annotation, cellular component: RNA polymerase I complex; RNA polymerase III complex; RNA polymerase II, core complex. Gene Ontology annotation, biological process: DNA-templated transcription. Lineage: Eukaryota; Metazoa; Arthropoda; Insecta; Hymenoptera; Formicidae.
UAAGAUUUUGUGUUCGAGCUGCAUGCAGCAUAUGGUGUAUGCAAACAGACGGCUGAUUUUUUCUAUUUUAUAAAUCAGAAUUUUAUUAUCGUAAAUAUAUUAUUAACUGUAUUGCGACAGUGUGAAGAUGGAAUCUAGCAAGUCCGAAUCUACACCGAAACAGGCUAUGGUGUACAUUUGCGGAGAAUGUCAUCAUGAUAAUGAAAUUCGUCCCAGAGAUCCUAUUCGGUGCAGAGAAUGUGGAUACAGAAUAAUGUACAAGAAGCGUACCAAAAGACUUGUUGUAUUUGAUGCUCGUUAAACAUAAGCAAUACAAUAGAUGAUGAAAAUGUGAUGCAGCUUUAACAUCUAAGAUUCUUAGAAUAUUUCUUAGUUUGCAUAUAAAGGUCUUGUCUAAUUUUUAAUGAAACAAUACACAGUUUUAUCGGAAAUUAACUUUUUAUUCCUGUCCCACAUUGACUCUGUUCCUAGAGUUGUACUUUCGUUCUUGCAAAAUCACUAUACAAAGUCGUAUUCAUAUUACAUGAAUUUUCCUUCGUACAAUUUACGUUACAAUCUCUGGGCCAACAGAUAAAUAAUUUGUUACUUGAAAGAACUUGUGUUUAUGUAUCAAUUCAGAAUGCACAAUAUAUAAAAUGUUUUAAGCAAUAUGUUUCUUCUUUUUAUUUACAAUAAAUAAAAAUUAUAUUUAUCAAUAGUUUAACGGAGUUCACAGAAUCAGGAAGAGAAAUGACGGUGACACUGGCAAAACACAAUGGCAUUAUUACAACACCGUAAAACCCGUUCUCAAGUAUAUACUUAUAAAAUUUUUACUCCGGUCCCAUUGUCUGAUAUCGAUGGGCAAAAGAGCCCGAUGCAGUUAGUUUUAAUUAAAAGGUUUCACGAUAAAGUUACUGAAACCAGAGAGGCGGUUUGUGUUAAAGUAGCCAGAGCUCACAAAAGCACAUGAUGUAUUUGCGCGAGCAUAAAGAUGAAAUAUUUCCUUUUCACGUCUCUCUCAUGAAAAAACGUUUAUAAAAUCUUAAAGAUCUACAUAUAUCAUCUAUAAUACAUAUAAAAUACUAUAUUGCCAGGUAUUUGUAAGUGUCACCGUUCACAUACCACGUGCAUAUAAAACUUAAAUCAUCCAUAAAAAUAUAGGGUGGGGGCAGAACGGGGUUAAACAGGGCAUAUUUUUAGAGAUACCCUAUGAAAUCAGAUGACGAAAAGCCACUCUAUUUCUAAAAUGUAAACCGAUGUAGAACCAUCUACAAAUUUGACCUUUUCCGCAUUGUUUUCAAAAUCGUCUAAUACUGUGUCUGGAAGAAGCCAAGCCAACUUUUUGUGAAAAUUGCAAAUGUACACAUUUGCAAUAAUAAAUAUAUAUAUAUAUAUAUAUAUAUAUAUAUAUAUAUGUCUCUGUUCUACAAAUACACAUUGUACUCGCCUUUAGGAUAUUAGUUCACAAUAUGAUUCUUUCAGUGCUUAUCACAAUAUAGGUUUCUUAACUGAGGUCUAAUAUAGAAGUAUCAUCUUAAAAAACAUUUACAUGAAUUUUUUUAUCAAGUUGUAUAGAAUAAUAACAGUGUAUGUAUGUAAAGACAAGUGUAGAAAGAUAAUUAAAAUUGCAUGCUCAUGAAGAAUUACACAGCCAAAUCUGUUCUGAAAUAAUAAGGAAGAUAAUAAUUAAAAUAUCGAUCGUUCAAUGCAAAAUCUAAGAAAUCUUACAA